AUUGAAAUAUGUUGCUGCUGCCAUCAAAGAAACCUUGAGGAUGCAUCCUCCGGUACCAUUAUUGGUUCCAAGGGAGAAUAGUGAGGGAUGUGAAAUUAAUGGAUAUGAGAUACCUGCAAAAACUAAGAUUAUCAUUAAUGCUUGGGCAAUUGGAAGAGAUCCCAAAUACUGGAAUGAACCAGAAAAAUUUGUUCCGGAGAGAUUCCUUGAUACCAAAGUUGAUUACAAUCUCAAAGAUUCAAACUUUAAGUUUAUCCCAUUUGGUGCGGGAAGAAGAAUAUGCCCUGGAAUUACAUUUGCUACACCUGUCCUUGAAUUACUUAUUUCCAAUUUGCUUUAUCAUUUUGAUUGGAAACUUUCAAAUGGAAUGAAGCCUAAAGAAUUGGAUGUGGAAGAGUCUUUUGGUGCUACAAUGAGAAGGAAAAAUGACCUAUAUGUUGUUCCUUUUAAGUAUAGCCCUUAAUUAGUAAUUUCAAUUACCUGAAUAAAUGAUUGUAUCUCUGUCAUGGUUAUAUGGGGUUUACAAAUAAUAUAGUUAUUUUUUAAUUUCAA
This is a messenger RNA of Prosopis cineraria, 552 nucleotides long. RefSeq names its product cytochrome P450 71D10-like. NCBI's taxonomy places the organism in Eukaryota, Viridiplantae, Streptophyta, Magnoliopsida, Fabales, Fabaceae. Gene Ontology annotation, molecular function: monooxygenase activity; heme binding; oxidoreductase activity, acting on paired donors, with incorporation or reduction of molecular oxygen. The record is from RefSeq and is a predicted model, not a curated record. The coding region runs from base 41 to 463 and encodes 140 amino acids. The transcript has a single exon.